Trichoderma atroviride IMI 206040 is the source of this 2667-nucleotide messenger RNA. The record is from RefSeq and is a predicted model, not a curated record. Lineage: Eukaryota; Fungi; Ascomycota; Sordariomycetes; Hypocreales; Hypocreaceae.
AUGUCUGAGCAGCUGAGAUACGACGGCCAGGUGGUGGUCAUCACCGGAGCUGGCGGCGGCCUGGGCAAGGCCUAUGCCACCUUUUUCGGCUCACGGGGAGCCAGCGUCGUGGUCAACGACCUGGGCGGCUCAUUCAAGGGCGAGGGAAACUCUACAAAGGCCGCUGAUGUCGUCGUCGACGAGAUCAAAAAGGCCGGCGGCAAGGCCGUCGCCAACUACGACAGCGUCGAGAACGGCGAGCGCAUCAUCGAGACCGCCAUCCAGGCCUUUGGCCGCAUCGACAUCCUCAUCAACAACGCCGGCAUCCUGCGCGACAUUGCCUUCAAGAACCUCAAGGACGAGGACUGGGACCUCAUCAUCAAGGUGCACGUCACCGGCGCCUACAAGUGCACGCGCGCCGCCUGGCCUCACUUCCGCAAGCAAAAGUACGGCCGGGUCAUCAACACGGCGUCGGCCGCCGGCCUGUUUGGCAGCUUUGGCCAGACAAACUACUCUGCCGCCAAGCUGGCCAUGGUGGGCUUCACCGAGACGCUGGCCAAGGAGGGCGCCAAGUACAACAUCCUGGCCAACGUCAUUGCUCCCAUUGCUGCGAGCCGAAUGACCGAGACCGUCAUGCCCCCCGAUGUCCUCAAGGCCCUCCGCCCCGAGUGGAUUGUGCCGCUCGUCGCGGUCCUGGUGCACUCCAACAACACCGAAAACGGCAGCAUCUUCGAGGCCGGUGCUGGCCACGUCGCCAAGCUCCGAUGGGAGCGGUCCAGCGGCCUCCUGCUCAAGGCCGACGACUCCUACACGCCCGGCGCCAUCCUGAAGCAGUGGAACAAGGUCGUUGACUUCUCCAACCCCCAGUACCCCUCCGGCCCCAACGACUUCCUGGGCCUCCUGGAGGAAUCCAUGAAGAUGGGCCCCAGCGAGCAGGGCGAGAAGCUCGACUUCACCGGCCGCGUUGCCCUCAUCACUGGUGCUGGUGCCGGCAUUGGCCGUGCCUACGCUCUGGCCUUUGCCAAGUACGGCGCCUCCAUUGUCGUCAACGACCUCGUCAACCCCGACUCUACCGUUGAGGAGAUUAAGAAGCUCGGCGGCAAGGCCGUCGGCGUCAAGGCUUCCGCCGAGGAUGGCGAGGCCGUCGUCAAGGGCGCCAUCGACGCCUUUGGCCGCGUCGACAUUGUUGUCAACAACGCCGGCAUUCUCCGUGACAAGGCCUUUACCAACAUGGACGACAACCUGUGGAACCCCGUCAUGAACGUGCACCUCCGCGGCACAUACAAGGUUACCAAGGCUGCCUGGCCCUAUUUCCUCAAGCAAAAGUACGGCCGUGUCAUCAACACCACCUCCACCUCUGGUAUCUAUGGCAACUUUGGCCAGGCCAACUAUGCCGCUGCUAAAUGCGGUAUUCUGGGCUUCUCCCGUGCCCUCGCUCUUGAGGGUUUCAAGUACGGCAUCUACGUCAACACCAUUGCGCCCAACGCCGGCACCGCCAUGACCGCCACCAUCAUGCCCAAGGAGAUGGUUGAUGCCUUCAAGCCCGACUACAUUGCUCCUCUUGUCCUCGCCCUCAGCAGCGACAAGUGCCCCAACCCCACCGGCGGCCUGUACGAGGUCGGCAGCGGCUGGGUCGGCAAGACCCGAUGGCAGCGAACCGGCGGCCACGGCUUCCCCAUCAACGUUCCUCUGGUUCCUGAGGAGGUUGCCAAGCACUGGGAGAAGAUUAUCAACUUUGACGAUGGCCGCGCAGACCACCCUGAGAAGGCUCAGGACGGCCUGGAGAAGAUCAUGGCCAACAUGGAGAACAAGAAGCCUGCCGCCAGCAAUGAACAUCUGACUGCCAUUGCCGAGGCUCUCGGAAAGGAGGGCAGCCCUACCGAGUACAGCUUCACGGAUCGUGAUGUUAUUCUGUAUAACCUUGGUGUUGGCGCCAAGCGAAAGGAGCUGAAAUACGUCUUCGAGGGCGCAGAAGACUUCCAGACCCUCCCCACCUUUGGCGUCAUCCCCCCCUUCAGCGCCGAAAUGCCCUUUGACUACGACGCCAUCGUCCCCAACUUCUCGCCCAUGAUGCUCCUCCACGGCGAGCAGUACCUCGAGAUCCGCAAGUUCCCCCUGCCCACCUCGGGACGCCUCCUCUCGCGCGGCAAGCUCCUCGAGGUCGUCGACAAGGGCAGCGCGUCCAUUGUCAAGACGGGCAUCACCACCGUCAAUGCCGAGACCGGCGAGGACGUCUUUUACAAUGAAAUGACCGUCUUCCUCCGUGGUGCGGGCGGCUUCGAUGGGCAGAAGAAGGGCCAGGAUCGCGGUGCUGCGACGGCGGUCAACGAGCCGCCCAAGAGAAGCCCCGACGAGGUUGUCGAGUCUCCCACGGGCGAGGACCAGGCGGCCAUCUACCGCCUCAGCGGGGAUUAUAACCCUCUGCAUAUCGAUCCUGGGUUUGCCAAGAUGGGAGGCUUCAAGGCGCCCAUCCUGCACGGCCUGUGCACCUUUGGCGUCGCGGGUAAGGCUGUUUACGACCGUUUUGGCGCAUUCCGCAAUGUCAAGGUGAGGUUUGCGGGGCCGGUGAUUCCCGGACAGACGAUUGUGACGGAGAUGUGGAAGGAAGGGAACAAGAUUGUGUUCCAGUGCAAGGUGAAGGAGACGGGCAAGGUGUGUAUUGCGGGAGCGGCUGCUGAGUUGGCAUAA